AUGGAGGCCUCUCAACCCACCCUACCCACCCUAGAAAGGAUCAGGGCUAGAGCCACAGGGGAUCCUCCCCCUAGAGCCCCUAUAGCCCCUAGGGGACCUACUGCUAAAGAGGUCCUUAUGGAGGCUAACAAGGUCAGGCUAGAGGCCUUUUUAGAGGACCUUCCUACCCUGUAUCAGCAGGCUAGGCUUGAAAAUGCUAGCUAUCUAGGCCACUCCGAGAUCACUGAAGCCCUCAGAAGCCGGCUCUUUUACCCUGUUAAGCCCCCCAGCCUACCCUGUAGCUCCUGUGGAGCUAUAGCGGCCUUCCAGCAUGAAGACACCUGUAGAGGCGCUACGAGAAGGUGGAUCGCAAGGCAUGAUACCGCCGUAAGAGCCUUCUAUAGAGCCUUGGCCAGCGAGCCCUCCCUGGAGGUCCAGAAGGAACCCUUAGUGGAUAAGGCAACCAGUCUACGGGCUGAUAUAGCGGUCACUGUAGGAAAUAGUCGCUAUUACUACGAUAUUCAGAUCGUGGCUAUUGCAAAGGAUUCAGCUAGAUCUGACCCCUAUGAGACCCUUCGGGAGGCUGCAGAAGAGAAACGACGAAAAUAA
Messenger RNA from Fusarium venenatum, 588 nucleotides. The record is from RefSeq and is a predicted model, not a curated record. NCBI's taxonomy places the organism in Eukaryota, Fungi, Ascomycota, Sordariomycetes, Hypocreales, Nectriaceae.